Molecule: messenger RNA, 549 nt
Organism: Suillus bovinus
Lineage: Eukaryota; Fungi; Basidiomycota; Agaricomycetes; Boletales; Suillaceae
Exons: 5
Source: RefSeq, a predicted model, not a curated record
CUGCCAUCCAGGCGCAACCAAUGUGUCAAAUCAAUUUACAAGUUUUGCCCAUAGAAGCCCUGUCCACCUUAGAGUAGUUCAGAGCCCCUUCAACAAAGCUCGCAUCAAAUCGCAUUACCAUGCAUACUCUCCUUAAUUCGGGACCUGCGCUAGAGACAGUGAUUGCUGCGACGAUCUUCGCUGUAAUUUACGAUCGGUGAGUACUGUAGUACUAUGAGUGGUUUGCUUUGCAUCCAUGAGUCAACCCCAUUGCUUACCUCAUGCACUUUGCAAUCUCAAUAGUCUAAAGAUUCUGCAAUCACUAAGUAGAACUGCUCACCGAUGGGCUGGCAGCACAUCUGGACAGCGAGUCGUGUUUCUGCUUUUGCAGUGCUAUGGCUGAUGGCACAACACGUAGUUCGUUGGAGUCCAGAUUUGUGCCGUGGCAUUCAAUAUUGCCAAAGUCUGCAUUAUCUGCAUAACGGAUGUAGCAGUCGAGACGGGACCAUUACUAACAGUGGGCGCGUCCAAGGCCUCGGACUCACCACGACUGACAUUAUUAUUGACCCA